AUGGGUCUCGCCUUCACCAAGAUAUGGCAGCGCCUGAUUGGCAAGCAGGAGAUGCGAAUCCUCAUGGUGGGCUUGGACGCGGCGGGUAAGACCACCAUCCUCUACAAGCUGAAGCUCGGAGAGGUGGUCACGACCAUCCCCACCAUCGGCUUCAACGUUGGGACCCAAGUUGCCGAGUUCGUUUCUUUGGUCGACGUGGAGACGGUCGAGCGCCACGGCCGCAAGCUGUGCUGCGUCCCUGUGAAACGAGCCAAUGACAUGGCAGGUGCCUUGGAGUGGAAGGGUUGGGCAGCUGAGACAGGCCAGGACAAGAUCCGCCCCCUGUGGCGCCACUACUACCAAGGCACCAACGGCCUGAUCUACGUGGUGGACAGCAACGACCGUGACCGCGUCGAAGACGCUCGCGAGGAGCCGCCCGGAGCCCUCCCCCCCCGAAAAGGACACCCGAAAAAAAUCAAGUUGACCGAGCCUAAGCCGGCGAACCAUGGGGUUCUCCUUGUUCCCUUGCGGUACUCAGAGGAUCGACAUCACAUUGCUUGGUGGGGCAAAAAGGGGGGAUCCCCCCCUCGAAAAUCGUGGUCUUCCUUUAGACAUUCCUUUUUUUGGUCAAGGAAGCGACCAGAGUUUGGUUCUGUUUACCGGCGCAGCAGCAGCUUGGUGCUCAAGUUCGCACCUUUCUGGGAACAUCGGUUUAGGGGUGAUUUGUUUGAGGGAACCCUCCUUUUUGUGGUUGUUGAAGGGAAACCAAUAAGACAACCACCAUUUUGGGGGUUCGCUCAGAAAGACACACCCAGUGGCAAGUAG
Molecule: messenger RNA, 804 nt
Organism: Effrenium voratum
Lineage: Eukaryota; Dinophyceae; Suessiales; Symbiodiniaceae
Source: the annotation of a GenBank genome assembly